Octopus sinensis (East Asian common octopus) is the source of this 10467-nucleotide messenger RNA. RefSeq lists its product as uncharacterized. The record is from RefSeq and is a predicted model, not a curated record. Bases 693 to 10310 code for a protein of 3205 amino acids. The transcript has 8 exons. NCBI's taxonomy places the organism in Eukaryota, Metazoa, Mollusca, Cephalopoda, Octopoda, Octopodidae. Gene Ontology annotation, molecular function: small GTPase binding. Gene Ontology annotation, biological process: intracellular protein transport.
CACAAUCUCUCUCUCUCUCUCACACACACACAGAGGCACACACACAGACACACACCCAGACUCACACCACACACUCACUCACUCACACACUCACUCAGCCAUACAUAUAACCCUCCUACACUCAUACAAUGACAGACGAAGAAAUAGGAACAAGCACACCUUGUUUUCUAGUGUUUGGCGGUCCGAACGGAGCUUUUUAAGACAGGGAGCUGACGGCUUGUUGCUGCGGCAAAAUACAUAACUAACAAACAAUAAUAACACUAAAAAUAUUCUUAAAACCCGUGGGAAGAACGAAUGUUGCAGCAAACACAAUUUUAAUGGAACACAGCUUUGUAGAAAUUUCUAAAACUGAAGAUAAGCAACCUUUUAAUAACCUCAUACAUUUCAAUAUGAACCAGUGGUUUCUUGCCUUAGCCACCAACUUGCCUCAACAUCUUUGUGCAUUCUUUACUUGAACAUAUCACUUGUGAAAGAAUUUUAUAUUUGGAGAUUAUUUACAUAUCCCAGUGCCCAAGGAUUACUGUUAAGGGAUUCUCAUGGAUGCUCAACUGCUUUGAAUUUUUAUGGAACUUUGACAUACAAUAUCGGUUAAAUCUCCCUUGAAGGUACUUGACACCAAAUUCUUUUUUACAUAGAACAAAAUAAGAAACCAAAAGGAAAAUCCAAGUAAUGUCAUUGCUGAAUAUUAGAUCAUGGAAUUAAGCUUAAGUGUGGAUAAUCUUUCUACUGCGGAACAGCACCAGAUCUGGGAAGUUCUUCAAAGAGACCAAGCACUUCAAAACAAACAGUACAGCAAAAUCAAUGAGCUGAAAAAUGAAAUCCAGGACAUUCGCAUGAAAGGAAUUCUACGAGAUGGAGACGAUUCAUCUCGAUUGUGUGCCCGUUGUCAUUCUCCGCUGGGCGUUAUUUUUAACAAGGGUGAAGUAUGCCCAAACUGUCGUUUCAAGAUGUGCAAAAACUGCCGUGUUGCUCUCUUCAGUGGUGGCUGGACAUGUAUUUUCUGCUUCAAAAAUAUGCAAUUGAAAUGGCUAUCUGGAGACUGGACUCAUGGGAAACUUCGUCCCAGAGGUCUAACCAGAAGAGCCUCUGGUUCAGACUUGAUCCGGUCAGUUUUGGUGAAAUCUGUUACUCCUGCACCUGGAAAUGCUGGCAAAGCUGUAACAGAAGAAAUCCGUCGAGCAAUAACAAAUGGAAGUGUACCACCACCUGAUGAACUGGAAAGAGACAGUAGCCAGGAGAAUUCACCAGUUGGAGGUUCAACACUGCAUGACACAGAUGUAGAGCGUGUUGGUUUUCCUUCUGAAGCAGACAGCUUCCGACUGUCUCGCCUCAUUGGGUCAUAUGGAGGCGGCAACCCUAGUGAAGAGAAAGAACGCGUUUGUGUUAAGAGGGUUAGUAGUCGGCCAUAUCGAGAUUCAGACAGUGACUCAAGCUCUUCCAUAGCCACCUCACCAACACUUUCUGCUGCCAAAAAAUCUGGAAACAUAUCAACAUCAUCUCUGUCCACACAAGACAAAACUAUUGAAGGAGACGUGGGGGUUGAACAGAAUGGCCACAAAAAACUUUCUCCAGUGUCAAAUUUUGCACAAGAAAAGCAACCAAGCAAUAAUGUGGCUGGAAGCUCAUCUAAUAGUAAUGAAAUUGAACAAAGUAGCCCCAAAUUUUCAUCACCCGGCUUAUCACUGCAGGUUGACUCUAAACCACGACUUUUAGAUCUGGCAAAAUCUAAUCCAUCUUCUCCAAAAAAUAUGUCACAAUCCAUUGAUGGUAGCCACUCUGCACUAACUACACAAAACAUUUCUGCCUCAAUUGACAGUGGUAAAAUUCCAACGUCUUAUCAAGCAGAUGCUGGGUCAGAACAAGAAUUGUUUCCUUUAAGUCCAUCUUCUGUGUCCAGGAAUAUACCCUCAUCAGAUGGGUCAGACAAUGAACAGCCGAUUGAUUCCUAUUUUGUCACGGAUCUUGCAUCAAAAGAUGAUAUCUCACAAACAAAGAAAACAGAAAUUGAAUCUGUCAAACCUUUAGGCCUGGUAGAUAAGGAGGAUGGUGAUGUACUUACCUUUACUGGAGAGAAGCAGCAAGUUCAUUCUGACCAAUUUGGUGAAUCUGAUAAGUCUAAACAUUCUACAAUGUCUGUGCAAAAAGAAUCUGAUAGUCUCUUUUCUGCAAACAGGGGAGAUGUUAAAAUUUCUCCUGGCAAAACUUUAGACAUUACAAUGAAAAAAACUGAAGAGUCUUACUUAAAUGAAAUACCUGAAGGAAAAGUUCAUUCAAUACAGAAGCCAAGGUUUCCUUUCCAAAGUACUCCGUCAGCUGACAGUUCCAGAAAGAUGUUUGAGCAAUCUCCAUUUACUGAAGAUGAUAAAGCAACAAAAAUGAUCAAACAACCCAGUAAACAGACAGUUGACCUUCAUAACAACGAAGUUGAAGAGGAAAAAGUUGGAUUUGUCCAAAAAUCUAGAUUUCCAUCUAAUGUCAAUAUGCCAAGUCAACUUCCGACAAAAAUUUUUUAUGACAAAGAAGACAAAGACCACAAAGAGGAACUUGUCACCCCCAAAAUAACAUCAACACAUGAAACUAAACGAAAAGUUGUAAAGGAAUAUCAACAGGCAGAUGAACAAGCACGUUCUGAUUUAAAAGACCCAUCAACCAAAUUGUCAACAAAAGUCCUACAUGAUACUGAUAGUAAAGACAAAUUUCUUAAAAAACCAGUGAAAGAUACUAGUGAAGAAAAAUUUGGGGUGGCAGAUAAGAAUGUACUUCUAGCUCCAUCAAUUCCAUCAUCAGGUGAUAGUCAACAUAGUGAUAAAAGUUCCUCUCAGAACAUUGGUGGGAAAAUUACCAACAAACAGCCUCCAAAGGAAGAUGAUUCAUUUAAUCCCUUUGAUAAAUACUAUAGAAUUAAAAAGGACAUCAAAAUAUCUCCCAGUAAUACAGAUGGCUCUGAAAAAGUUUCUACAGUAAAUUUAGAAAAGCCUACAGAUGGUGAAAUGCCUGAAGAAAAACUUGAGGCAACAGACAAGCCAAGGCUUCCUUUCCAAGCUUCUCCUUCAGUUCUCAGUUACAAAAGAAAAAUCUUUGAGCAAUCUCCAUUUACUGAAGAUGAUGAUAAAGCUAGGAAAAUGGUCAAGCAACUCCCUAAACAGAAUAACAAAAUAGAAGAGGAAAAAGUUGCAGUUAUCCAAAAAUCUAGAUUUCCAUCUAUCAAGAAAUCAAAUCAACUUUCAACUGAUAGGGAGAGUAAGGAUGAUGCUCAAGAUAAGAAAGCUGUCCCUCAAAUUUCAAAACUUGAUAAACCAAAAGAUGAACUGACAGAUAAAAAAUCGUACUCUCUCUCAAAAGACCCAGUUCUACAUGAUACUGACAGUAAAGACAAAAUUCUUAAAAAACCAGUGAAAGAUACUAGUGAAGAAAAAUUUGGGGUGGCAGAUAAGAAUGUACUUCUAGCUCCAUCAAUUCCAUCAUCAGGUGAUAGUCAACAUAGUGAUAAAAGUUCCUCUCAGAACAUUGGUGGGAAAAUUACCAACAAACAGCCUCCAAAGGAAGAUGAUUCAUUUAAUCCCUUUGAUAAAUACUACAGAAUUAAAAAGGACAUCAAAAUAUCUCCCAGUAAUACAGAUGGCUCUGAAAAAGUUUCUACAGUAAAUUUAGAAAAGCCUACAGAUGGUGAAAUGCCUGAAGAAAAACUUGAGGCAACAGACAAGCCAAGGCUUCCUUUCCAAGCUUCUCCUUCAGUUCUCAGUUACAAAAGAAAAAUCUUUGAGCAAUCUCCAUUUACUGAAGAUGAUGAUAAAGCUAGGAAAAUGGUCAAGCAACUCCCUAAACAGAAUAACAAAAUAGAAGAGGAAAAAGUUGCAGUUAUCCAAAAAUCUAGAUUUCCAUCUAUCAAGAAAUCAAAUCAACUUUCAACUGAUAGGGAGAGUAAGGAUGAUGCUCAAGAUAAGAAAGCUGUCCCUCAAAUUUCAAAACUCGAUAAACCAAAAGAUGAACUGACAGAUAAAAAAUCGUACUCUCUCUCAAAAGACCCAGUUCUACAUGAUACUGACAGUAAAGACAAAAUUCUUAAAAAACCAGUGAAAGAUACUAGUGAAGAAAAGUUUGGGGUGGCAGAUAAGAAUGUACUUCUAGCUCCAUCAAUUCCAUCAUCAGGUGAUAGUCAACAUAGUGAUAAAAGUUCAUCUCAGAACAUUGGUGGGAAAAUUACCAACAAACAGCCUCCAAGGGAAGAUGAUUCAUUUAAUCCCUUUGAUAAAUACUACAGAAUUAAAAAGGACAUCAAAAUAUCUCCCAGUAAUACAGAUGUCUCUGAAAAAGUUUCUACAGUAAAUUUAGAAAAGCCUACAGAUGGUGAAAUGUCUGAAGAAAAACUCGAGGCAACAGACAAGCCAAGGCUUCCUUUCCAAAAUGCUUCUUCAUUUGUCAAUUCCAGAAUAAAAAUGUUUGAAAAAUCUCCACUUACUGAAGAUGAUGAUAAAGCUAGGAAAAUGAUGAAGCAAGCCCCUAAACAGACAGAUAAUAAGAAAGUAGUAGAGGAUGAAAUUGGGACUACCAUAAAACCUAAAUUUCCAUCAGGAAUUUCCUCCCCAAAUUGGUCUUCUGUAAAGAAAGCAAAUGAAAAAAUUGGGAAAAAUCUAAAAGCAACAACUCCUGUAAAAACAAGGGACACACCAGAUAAUACAGAUUUUAUUGACAGAUCUGAGUUAAAAAUUCAAAUCCAAGAAAAACAAAGAAUUGUAUUCUCAAGAAAGAAACCCAGUGACAGUGUAUCAAGGAAUUUCCUUGAAAGAAAUAUUAAAGACUCCUCAGGUGAGAGAGAUUCUACAUGUACACCAGCUAAGAGCUCUUCAGAGCAAGUAAAGGAUGUUAAAAAGAAGAAAAAUUCACAAAUAGAAAUCGUUCCAGUUGCAGGAAAAUCUAGAUUUCCAUUUCGAGGAGAAGCGCCACAUCAUCAUUUGAGUAAAGAUACUUCAGAGAAUCAAGUGGCUGAUGUGAAGGACGUUAUGUCUAAGCAAAUUUCAGAGUCUCGGGAAACAGAAAACAAUAGAAGUGGACAAGUUUCUGAUAAAGAUCACACCAUUCAACAUAAACCACAAACAGAUUUUUACAAAACUAAUAUCCAAGACUUCCACUCAGAUUCUGGUAUCCAGUACCCUAAUUCUCAAAAGGAUCCUACUUUUCUUUCUACAAAACCAAAAAGUGUUCACUUAGUUGAUAAUUCUAAAAGCCCUAUUCAAGACAAAAAAGAAGUAAUUUCCUCUGUUAAGGAAUCCCAGUUGGAUUCUUUUUCACAUAAAGAUAAAAUAUCACCAUCCUUGCCUUCACCUUCAAAUAACACUAACCAAGUCUCAAGCAUAAGAUCUGAACAGAAGGGUGUAUCCGAUCCUGAAAAAUAUAACAAUGAUAAACUCGGGUUAUUAUCAGCAGCCAGUGAUGGUAGAAAGGUACCCAUCCAUCCUGAUCUAAUAUCAUCUACAAAUGAUUGGAUAGAUCAUAAAGAAACUAAAUUACCAUUUAGUUCCAGAGAAACCAUCAAAAGAAGUAAACCUAAAACUUCUAAUAGUUCUGGAAAUAUUUUAUCUGUAGGUCAUGUGGUCCCUUCUGAUGUAAGACCUCAGUUAGCAUCAAAACCAGUAACCGAUAAGCCUACAGCUAGUAGUUCCCUUUCUAAGCCUAUUACUGCAGCCCAGACCUCUCAGCAGACGUCUCUCAAUUGGAUAGAUCGAAAAGAGACAUUCUUUUCUGCUGAGCGCACAAAAGCAACAAGAAGAAAGCACAAAUCUGAAAAAGAUGAGUCAGAUGAGAAAAAAUCUACAUCUGAUGAUUAUAAGUCAUUUCCAGAGAAGUAUCCUGAAAAUAGACCAGGUAGAGUUGAUCAAAGUCCUUCUUCUAGGCAUUCCCAAUCAGAUAAUAAAGUAAAGAAAUUCUCAAGUAGUAAUUAUUCUGAAGUAAAGGAAGUUGGAAUUUGUGAAGCUAAGCAAAAAUCUGGUUUGAUAACUCCCCCAGUUAAGGAAAUAACUUGCAAAGCUCCAUUAAAAAUAAAUAUUGAUUAUAAGAGUGAAACAGCUGUAGAUUGUCCCAAAGAUGUGGUAUCAACACCUCACUGUGAAUCUGAUAAAUCAACUGCUAACAUAUCCAAUGUUCAUGAUGAACAAACUGAUAAGAAGAAUAUACCAAGUUAUGAAAAUGUAGGGGUGUUCAGUGAACCUGAUAUGAAAAUGAAUUUAGAAAAUGAAACAUCUGGAACCAAAUCUGCUGAUAAGCAUGUGGCAAAUUUGGCUUCUCAAAAAACAAAAGAUGGACCAGAUGAAAAGAUAUCUUCUGACAAACUUGUAACAAACAAGACUCCUCCAAAAUCAAAAGAAACAACUUUUGGUCCGGAUAUAAAGGAACCAGAUGAUAAACAUGUGGCAGAAGUUACUUCUUCAAAAUCAAGAGAAACAACUUUUGGUCCAGACACAAAGGUAUCAGCUGAUAGACAUGUGGCAAAUUUGGCUUCUCCAAAAACAAAAGAGACAACGUUUGGACCAGAUGAGGAUAUAUCAGAGAACAGACAUGUGGCAAAUUUAGUUUCUCCAAAAUCAAAAGAGACAACAUUUGGUUCCGAAGAAAACAUACCUGCUGUUAAACAGUUUGCAAAAAUGACAAUACCCGAAACAAAAGAAUCAGAUGAAAAGAUAUUUGCUGUCAAACUUGAUGCAAAUUUGAAUUCUCCAAAAACAAAAGAGACAACCUUUGGUCCAGAUGAAAAGACACAAGAUGAUAAACAUGUGGUAAAUGUGGCUUCUCCAAAAACAAAACAGACAACAUUUGGCCCAGAAGAAGACAUAUCUGUUGUUAAACAGUUAGGAAAAAUGACAUUACCCAAAACAAAAGAAUCAACAUUUAGUCCUGACAAAAACAUAUCUGCAGACAAACAUGUGGAAAAUUUGGCUUCUCCAAAAUCAAAAGAGACAACAUUUGGUUCAGAAGAAAAUAUAACAGCUGACAAACAUGUGGCUAAGUUGGCUUCUCCAAAAAGAAGAGAAACAACAUUUGGUUCAGAAGAUAAUAUAUCAGCUGACAAACAUGUGGCUAAGUUGGCUUCUCCAAAAUCAAAAGAGACAACAUUUGGUUCAGAAGAAAACAUAUCAAAUUACAAACAUGUGGCAAAGUUGGCUUCUCCAAAAAGGCGAGAGACAACAUUUGGUUCAGAAGAAAACAUAUCAGCUGACAAACAUGUGGCAAAGUUGGCUUCUCCAAAAAGAAGAGAGACAACAUUUCGUUCAGAAGAAAACAUAUCGGGUGACAAACAUGGGGCGAAGUUGGCUUCUCCAAAAAGAAGAGAGACAACAUUUGGUUCAGAAGAAAACAUAUCUGCUGACAAACAUGUGGCAAAGUUGGCUUCUCCAAAAAGAAGAGAGACAACAUUUGGUUCAGAAGAAAACAUAUCAGCUGACAAACAUGUAGCAGAUUUGGCUUCUCCAAAAUCAAAAGAGACAACAUUUGGUUUAGAAGAAAACAUAUCAGCUGACAAACAUGUAGCAGAUUUGGCUUCUCCAAAAAGAAGAGAGACAACAUUUGGUUCAGAAGAAAACAUAUCAGCUGACAAACAUGUAGCAGAUUUGGCUUCUCCAAAAUCAAAAGAGACAACAUUUGGUUCAGAGGAGAACAUAUCAGCUGACAAACAUGUGGCAAACUUGGUUUUUCCAAAAUCAAAAGAGACAGCAUUUGAUUCAGAGGAAAACAUAUCAGCUGACAAACAUGUGGCAAAUUUGGCUUCUCCAAAAUCAAAAGAGACAACAUUUGGUUCAGAAGAAAACAUAUCAGCUGACAAACAUGUGGCAAAUUUGGCUUCUCCAAAACCAAAAGAGACAACAUUUGGUUCAGAAGAAAACAUAUCAGCUGACAAACAUGUGGCAAAUUUGGCUUCUCCAAAAUCAAAAGAGACAACAUUUGGAUCAGAAGAAAACAUAUCAGCUGACAAACAUGUGGCAAAUUUGGCUUCUCCAAAAUCAAAAGAGACAACAUUUGGUUCAGAGGAGAACAUAUCAGCUGACACACAUGUGGCAAAUUUGUUUUCUCUAAAAUCCAAAAAGGCAGUUGGUUCAGAAGUAAGUGUAUCUGCUGAUAAUGAAAUAUUACCAAAAACAACAGUUUUGCUUUCAAACAGAAAAUUGGACAAUAAUGAAGCAGUUUCAUCCGACCAUCCUGAAGAAUUAGCACAGGACAAAGCUAAAAAAAGGAUUGGCAGCAGACCAAAACAGGAGAACAGAGUUUCUGCUAGCCGCACACUACCUACUAUUACUAGAUAUGUAUCGAGUCUACAGAGUGAAAGAACUCCACCAUCCAUCAAAAGCCCUACAGAAUUAGAUAAACCAAGUAGUUCUUCACUUGAUGUCCACUCUACAAUGACCAGUGGUAAACUAGAGCUAAGUAUUGAUGAUAAAAAAGAGAACAGUGAUACAACUUUGGUCCUUAGUAAACCUGAGGAUGAAGCUGUUUACUGGAUUGACAGAAAAGAGAAUACAUUUUCUCCAAACUGUAAAGCAUCAUUGAAGAAAAAGAAACCUGUAAUUUCUCAGUCAUUUGAGGAAAAAUUAUCAUCAGGGUUUGGAUUACAACAUAAACCUUUAUCAGCUACUUCUAUUUCAUUUGGAAAUGAAGUUUCUCAAUCAAAGAAUGAAUCUGAAGCAGUCAAUCUUAACUCUGUGUCAGAAGAUGCACUCUCCAGUAGUAAAGUAAUACCAAGAUUCAGUUCAUGGAUUGGUUUUAAGAAAAAUGAUUCUACCCCUGAAUCAGUUGGAAGUGCUAGCAUCAAGCAUAACCAGAAACAAUACUCCAUGCCCAUGAAGGAAGAUAAAAAGUUAGAUGUUAAGGAUUUAGCACAAACAAAUAAUACCAUAAAACAAUUUAAUGAUGUGGUUGGAGUAAAUAGACCUUUACCUCCUGCGCCAUCUAUGACCACCGAUGUUUCAGAGCCAUUGCUAGAUUGUUGGGUUGAAAGGAAGGAAUCUUUUCUUUCUGAUUCCAAAGCAAAUUCUGGACAUUGGAUAUAUACACACACAAGACCACAGUUAUUUGCUAAAAACGACAAUAACAUAGAAACUUCUGGGAGAAGUGAAAAGUCUAAUGAAUUUGUUAAUUAUGAAUCUAGCUAUGGGAAUGAACCGGAAACUCCCAAUACAGCUGAUUUUCCUAUAAAGGAAAACAAACUUCAGCAAAAAAGUAUUGAAGACACAUAUUUGAAUAAAAAAGCGGCUUCUGAAUACGGCCUUGACAGUGUAAAUUCUAAUGAGGAUGUCUACCCUCUGGAGGAAGAAGGUAUAAAAUUAAAAGUUGAAUUAGAAUUUAAUCAGGGUGUUAGCAGAACAGAUACUCAGGCACCUGAGGAUCAAUCUUUUACUUUUGUCAAGGAAUACACUUCUGUUGAACCUAAUAGUUCUCAGUCUGAAAAGUUCAGAAAACCAUCUCAAUCAGAUAGCAAUAACAAAGACUUGUCCAAAAUGCCUGAGUCUGGAGUAUAUUUUGUUGAAAUGAAUUCUGAUGAUGGUGAAGAAUCAAAUAUCUCUGGUUAUCCUGUUGAAUACAAUAAUGGCAUUAUAUCAUAUUCAUCAUAUCCCAAGCAACAAAAUCUGUCAUCAGAGCCUUAUGCAGAAUCAGACCCUUCUAAACAGUCAAGUUCUGAUCAUUAUGAGCCACAAAAACCUACAAUGAAAUUGAGACAGUCUCAGAAAAAUUAUUCACCUCAUUUCACUGAAAGUGUAAACGAAACUGAAAUUGAUUCACACUUUGAGAAUAAUUCGGAAGCAGACAUGCUAUCCAAAUGGAAUGAUACUAAUAGUCCUGUCAAAGCAAAAUCUAUUACAUCAGAUUUUUCUCCUAGAGAAAGAAAUUAUCAAGACACCCCAUCGUUUUCAGAAUCUUGCUCAUCUCGAAGUCAUCCUGUUAGAGAAAUGUCUCCAAUUGCAAAUCUCCGUGAUAUGGUUCUCAAUGAUGAAAAACUUGCAUAUCAACAAUUCCUAAAUAAGCCUUCUGGAAACUACAAAAACUUAAAACAAUCUCCUGAAAAUCAAUAUUCAUCAAAAGCACUGAAUUAUCGUUUGUAUGAGGAUGACAAUAUCUUUAAACCCACAGAAUUAAGUGAUGCUUUUGAAUAUACUUCGUCUACUUCGGAAAUGUUACCAAAUCCUGCUGCACCCAACCGGAACAAAACAAAAUAUAACACUCAACCAUCACAUAAAUUUGUUCAGUCAGAUUUAACAGAUUCCUCUCAACAGUAUGUAAACACUGAUUCAUCUGAUUUUGUUGUGGACUCAGGUAGACAUCUUUGAUAUCCUCUCAUAAACUCAUAUCAACAAUACUGACAGCCUUCCUUUUAAUUUGUUUUUCCUACUUUCUUCGUAAAGUGAAGAACUCUCUUUUAUUAUAUCAACUAACCACUGUAUCAGUAUCUAUUAUUUGGGCAAUAAAGUGAAUUUAUACCAUUUA